AUGCACGUCAGAAACCAAACCUUAGUGAUGGAAUUUAUCCUCCGUGGGUUCCCUGUGUCCCUAGAACUGCAGAUCUCUCUCUUCAUGGUGGUUUUGCUCAUGUACAUACUCACCAUCGUCGGGAAUGUUCUCAUCAUUGUUAUUGUUAUCUGUGAGCCUCGUCUCCACACCCCCAUGUAUUUCUUCCUGGGGAACCUCUCCUUCUUUGAGAUCUGGUACAUCACCACGCUGGUGCCAAAGAUGCUGGCUAAUUUCUUGAACCAGACGAGGUCCAUCUCCCUCCCAUGCUGCUUGACACAAGCCUUUUUCCACUUCUUCCUGGGUGCUACCGAGUUUUUCCUGCUGGCUGCCAUGUUCUUUGACCGAUACUUGGCUGUCUGUGACCCCUUACAUUAUGGAGCUAUCAUGAGCCAUGGGCUAUGCCUCCGGCUAGCCCUGGGGUCAUGGUUGGGUGGCUUCUUGACUGUCUUCCUGCAGACCAUCCUGGUUUGCCAACUCCCCUUCUGUGGUCCAAACCUCAACCACUUCUACUGUGAUGUGGCCCUAUUGCUGAAGUUGGCUUGUGCCGACACCCGCUUCCUAGAGCAGAUAGUGUUUGCAGUGGCUGCCUUUGUUCUCUUGAGCUCCUUCUCCUUCACCACGAUAUCAUAUGUUUUCAUCAUAUCGGCCGUAUUGCGGAUCCCUUCCAACAGCGGGAGGCAGAGGGCAUUUUCCACGUGUGCCUCCCCUCUCACGGUGGUCUCUAUACUGUAUGGGACCGUCAUCUUCAUGUACGUGAGGCCAAAGGUGGGCUCCUCACUGGAGCUGAACAAGGUGGUUUCUGUGCUGAACACGGUCGUCACUCCCCUCCUGAACCCCUUUAUCUACACGCUGAGGAACAAGGAAGUCAAAGAGGCCUUGAAAAAAGCAGUGUGUACAAAAAAGUGUUUGAUGAAGAAUGAGAUGGAAAGCUGCUCAGCUGGUAUAAAUUAG
Molecule: messenger RNA, 972 nt
Organism: Mauremys reevesii (Reeves's turtle)
Lineage: Eukaryota; Metazoa; Chordata; Testudines; Geoemydidae
Product: olfactory receptor 6X1-like
Biological process (GO): G protein-coupled receptor signaling pathway
Cellular component (GO): membrane
Molecular function (GO): G protein-coupled receptor activity; olfactory receptor activity
Source: RefSeq, a predicted model, not a curated record